This is a messenger RNA of Anolis sagrei ordinatus, 4247 nucleotides long. Lineage: Eukaryota; Metazoa; Chordata; Lepidosauria; Squamata; Anolidae. The record is from RefSeq and is a predicted model, not a curated record.
AUGCCGUUUCCCGCCGGGUGGCCUCUGGCUCGCGGCUGGCCCGCCUCAGUCGCCCUCGAGCCGUCGGCGUGGAAGGAGGCGGCGCGGUGGCUGCUGUGCAUCCCGGCCCGGGUGGCGAUGGAUUACCGCAACGACAAGGAUGCGGCGCCGAAACGGGCCUGCCCCUCUAGCCCGUCCGAAGACCAAGACCUGCGCACGCCGGAGAAGCGCGUCUCGGCGGUUCCCGGGAGGCUUCCGAGCCCCCUCCGCCCGCGGGAGUGGGACUCGGCGCAGCUGUGUGCCUUCCUUCGCGCCAGGGGCCUCGGCGACGCGGAGCAGCUGAGAAGGCUCCGAGAAAACGAUAUCACUGGUUCAUGUUUGCCUCACCUUACAGAAUCUCGUCUUGAAAAAAUUGGAUUUCGAGAGAUGAAUAUGAGACUAAAGAUUCUAGAUUGCCUACGCAAACUGGCACAAAGUGAUGCUGAUAAAAUGAAGGUAUUUAAUGAUCCUGUCCAUGGUCACAUUGAAAUGCACCCUCUGCUUGUUAAAAUAAUCGACACACCUCAGUUUCAGCGCUUACGAUACAUUAAACAGUUGGGUGGAACUUACUAUGUUUUCCCAGGAGCAUCACACAAUCGGUUUGAGCAUUCACUUGGAGUUAGCCAUCUGGCAGGCUGCUUGGUCCGGGCACUGCAAGAGCGACAACCAGAACUGGAUAUUAACCACAGAGAUAUUUUGUGUGUUCAGAUUGCUGGACUCUGUCAUGAUUUAGGUCAUGGACCAUUUUCACAUAUGUUUGAUGGAAGAUUCAUCCCACGGGCUCGUCCUGGAUUCCAAUGGAAGCAUGAAGAUGCUUCUGUUCAGAUGUUUGAACACUUGAUCUCUUCCAACAAGCUAAGGCCUGAAAUGGAAAGUUAUGGUCUAAAGCUGAAUGAAGACAUACCCUUCAUUAAAGAACAGAUAGCAGGACCUAUCGAAUCUAAAAAAGAUGACUCUUCUUGGUCUUACCAAGGGCGAACUGAAGAAAAAAGUUUUCUUUAUGAGAUAGUGGCUAACAAAAGAAGUGGCAUUGAUGUUGACAAAUGGGAUUACUUUGCCAGGGAUUGUCAUCAUCUUGGAAUUCAGAAUAAUUUUGACUAUCAGCGAUUCAUUAAAUUCGCCCGAGUUUGUGAAGUGGGGAAUAAGAAGCAUAUUUGUACUCGUGACAAGGAGGUUGGAAAUCUUUAUGACAUGUUCCACACAAGGAAUUGCCUGCACCGGAGAGCCUACCAACACAAAGUUGGCAACAUCAUUGAAACCAUGAUUACAGAGGCCUUUUUGAAAGCUGAUCCCUAUAUCAUUAUAAGGGGUUCUGAUGGGAAAGGAUAUAAGAUAUCUGAAGCAAUGGAAGAUAUGGAAGCUUACACUAAGCUAACAGAUGAGAUUUUUCUAAAUAUUCUACACUCUGAUCGACCAGAACUGGAGGCAGCACGAAACAUUUUGUGUAAAAUAGAGCGCCGUGACCUCUAUAAAUUCCUUGGACAGACUCAGCCUCCAGAGGGCAAGGAAAUUAAAAAGGAACUGUGUGAUAGCCUACCUUCUGAAAUAGUUAAAGCUAAGCCAAAAUUUACUGAAUUGAACCGUGUUGAAUUGAACGCUGAAGACUUUAUUGUUGAUGUUAUCAAUAUGGAUUAUGGAAUGAAAGAGAAAAAUCCUAUCAAUAAUGUUCGUUUCUACUGUAAGUUUGACAUUACUAAGGCGAUCCAAAUUUCUAAGGAACAAGUUUCACAGCUUCUGCCAGAAAAAUUUGCUGAACAAGUGAUCAGGGUUUAUUGUAAGAAAACCGAUGAAGACAUUAUUUAUGCUGCCAAAAAACACUUUUAUCAAUGGUGCAUAGACAAUGAUUUCAGUAAACCACAGGAUGUGGAUGUGGUUGCCCCAGAAAUGACUCCACUGAAAAAAGACUGGACUCUCAAUGAAGAUGGUGAAAAGCACAGUUCAGUGGGGACAAGUAGCUCUUUAAAGCCCAGACACAAACUUUUUAGUGACUGAAUCAACGUUAAUGCCUGUUGUAUGAUUUGAGUUUUGUUAUAUCUUUUUUUAAAUAUAAUUGCUUUGUUAUAAAAAUAAGAUGGGCAGAUUUUUUUAAUAUUAAGUUUUUUUAAAGUAUAUUUUGAAAAACUACAGACUGAAUCUGCACUGUGCCCCUGGAAAUCAGCAUUGGGAAAUGUCUUGGUAUAUACAUUUUAUCAUGCUUCAUUGCUUUCUUAAAACUAGUUAAUUAACUUUCAAGAGAUAAUUACUGCCAGCUUAAAGAAAUAAGUGUAAGUCGUUUCUAAAGCCAGUUUCAAAUACUUUUGAGAAAUCUCAUAUAUUUUUAAAAGACUGGCUUUCUAGCCUUGCCUUAUUUAAUUUUCUUAAGAUCUUUAAACUUGACUAGUUUGCUAUUGAAGCAACACUAUAUAUAUAUAUAUAAUGUUGUCAAGGAAGAUGAGGGAAAAUUUGUGCCACUUCCUUAAUUCACAGUCUUUUUUUAAGACCCUAAGCCUUUUUCUCAGAUUACGAUAGAGCUGAAUAUACAAUAAUGCAGAGUUCGCGGCUAUUUUUUUAAUAACCAAAGAAAAUGCUGACAACAACAAGUCUACUAAACAUAAAAUAAUCUAAAAGGAACAAGGACAUGUCUAAUUAUAGGAUUUUACUUCCUACAUUUCAAAGUCACUACAAUAUAUUCAGGUAUUGGAGUCCUGUUAGGGUGGAGAUCAGGUAUGGAAAGAAGCAGAUCUCAGAUAUUGGAAACUCCAGAGCCCAGUUUGGCUCAUAUUGAUGGAGUGAAAAGGGAGGAAUGGCACUUCUUUUCAGGGUUGUUUAAAAUCCCUUUCAUUGGGACCAUGUGUUAGGUUCAUGAAUCAUGGACAUCAGACUCCCAACUCCAUUUCCUUUUUUGCAAAGACUUUUUUGCAAAGAGCUUUAAAGCUGGAGGGGGAAAGGUUAUGGAGGUUUUAAUGGGAGUGGACAAUCAGUGCUCUUUCUGAGGGCCCUUCCACACAGCCCUAUAUCCCAGAUUAUCAAGGCAGAAAAUCCCACAUUAUCUGAGUGUGGACUCAGAUAACCCAAUUCAAAGCAGAUAUUGUUGGAUUUUCUGCCUUGAUAUUCUGGGAUAUAGGGCUGUGCGAAAGGGCCCUGAGAUCAGUUCUCUCAGCCCAUAGAAAAGGAUUAUUCUGAUAGCACUGGGGCUACCUCAGGUUGACAUAGAUUGUAUUCUUACUGUCUCUUAUUUCCCCAGAUAAUCUGAAUGUAUUGGUAUGGAAUAACAUAUUCCUUUAAAUCUGUGAUAAUGCACUUUAUAUUGACAAACAUGAUUUUGUAUAUGUGAAGCGCGUGCUCUUAAGUGUGAGAAUGCAGGUUUUUAUCUUUGCAGAGUUUUUUCCCCCAUUCAACUCCAGUUUAAUAUCGUCUAGUUAGCUUCAAGACAACUUUCAUCUUUAGGUCAAAUUCAGGGACAGUCUUCUAUGAGUAAAAGGGCUUUGCUCAUUCACAGAUAAAACAAAGAUUUAUGCUAUUAGGGAAGUGUGACUUACUUCCAACAUUCUAGAGAAAUGGAAAAGUCUACAUGGCAAAUCAUCAAUUCUAUAAAGCUUUACUUGGACCAGCUGAAGCUAGAAUUUCCCCUUACUGACACAUACACCACUGGGACCCAUGUACCAAGAAUUGUACAGCAUUACAUGGUCAAAGGGCAGCCCAAGGGCUUCAUAUAGCUCUCCAAGAGCCUGUUUUGGUGCCUCAUAACUCAGAGCUUUCAGUACCCCUCCAGAGCUAGGGGAAAAACCACGAGGUAUCGUUUUCCUAUUCUUGGAAGCUCCAAGAAUUGUGGUUUAGGCUUGCUUCCUUUAAGAAUGACAGAGUCUCCCACCUCCUUCCAAAAACAGAAAAGUAAAAAAUGGAAGUGAGUGAGUGGUCACUUAAAGUUUUUUUCCUCCUCCCCCUUUUUUAUGACUACUGUAGCAGCUACUGGGGCAAAAAUGGUUCACAGUUCUGCCAGAGUUGCACACUCAGGUAUCAGUUGAGCCUCACAGUUAGAGAGAAAUCUUAUUCAUACAUCCUUAGUUACAUGUUAAGUUUUCUAUGCUCCGGUUCAAAUGAAGAGGGCAAGGUGAUUACACAUACAACAAUCUGUAAAGCUGAAUUGCUAUCCCUGUUUAUGUUACAGAAACUACAUUUUGCAAUUUCAGAAUAGGAAGCCUUGUCUGUGACCCUUACAGCACAGAAAUAAAAGCUCUCUAAUGGUUGAA